Molecule: messenger RNA, 8409 nt
Organism: Larimichthys crocea (large yellow croaker)
Lineage: Eukaryota; Metazoa; Chordata; Actinopteri; Sciaenidae
Gene: arhgap32b
Product: Rho GTPase activating protein 32b
Exons: 25
Coding region: 773-6808 (2011 amino acids)
Biological process (GO): small GTPase-mediated signal transduction
Cellular component (GO): fibrillar center; cell cortex; actin cytoskeleton
Molecular function (GO): GTPase activator activity; phosphatidylinositol phosphate binding; protein binding
Source: RefSeq, a predicted model, not a curated record
AGCGCAGAGAUAGCGCUGCUCCUCGGUGCUCGGUAUCCAGUCCGAGGUGCGCUGCUCUCGGCUGAGUUGCACACGGAGGAGAGCCUCUUUGGACGGGAAGUUUAAACUGGGAGUUUAACAAAAAAGGCGAAGGACUUUUUUUUUUUGUCUCAAACGGACGGAAUAUUUUUUUUUGGAGGGAACACAGAAGCGGAGCGGUAACUGACUGAACCGGCUUGGAGGAGGAGGCGGAGGAGGAGGAGGGCAGCCGUUUUUGUGUGUGUUGUUUCGGGUUGAACAGUGAACACACCACCGCUGUGUCUGCUCUGUUAAAACUGUUUUAAAAAAUAUAUUUAACAAAUACUUUGGAGCCUGGCGCGUUUUUGAGACUCACAUGUGAUGAGGAGGGAAUUAAACAGCGGUGGAGAGCCAGACGGAGACAGCGAAAGCUAAAGCUCAUCUCCCCCCCAGACAACGACGACGGAGCGGCCAACGGUCGGUGGUCAACCGCCACAGACACACAGUCUUCCUGCUCAUUCCUCUUUUUUCCUUCACCACUCAUCUGUUUCACAGUCUCGUCUCAUUAUUCCGCACGUUUUCCUCCCCUUGCUUUUCUCCCCCGUCAUCCUCUUCCCUCUACAUGUGAUUUUCUUUUUAUCUCAUUCGUCUCUCUCUCUCUCUCCCUCCUGAUCUACCUCUUCACAUCCUCUCUCCCUUCCCUUCCCUCCCUCCCUCCCCUUCCCCUCCCCUCGCCGCUUCUCUGGCAGGCUGCUCAUUGCAGUGAGUCAGUAUCAUGGAGGCAGGCAGCGGGGCUGCCGCAGCGGUGGGGAGUGCAGCACUAGGACUGCUGGGAGCUGCAGCAGCCGCGUCCAGCCAUGACAUCUUGGACAGGGGCCUGAGGCCUGGACGUCACCUGGAGGACGACGAUAUUGUGCCUGAGCUGGCUUACAUCCAUCCCAGAGAGAGACCUGACUGGGAGGAGACCAUCAGUGCCAUGGCGAGGAGCGCAGAGAUCCCCGAGCUGAGGACGGAGCCCCUCAUGCGCUCAAGCAGCAGCAGCACGGCCAGCAUGAAGGUCAAGAAUGUCAAGAAACUUUGCUUCACCAAGGGCCACUUCCCCAAACUGGCAGAGUGCGCUCACUUCCACUACGAGAACGUGGACUUUGGCACAAUUCAGUUGUCCCUCGGGGAUGAACAGUGUGAAGUGACACGGAAUGGCUACGAGUCGAAGGAGCUGGUGUACUUAGUUCAUAUUUACUGCCAGGGUCGAAGUUGGAUCGUGAAGCGCAGCUAUGAGGAUUUCCGCGUCCUGGACAAGCACCUGCACCUCUGCAUCUACGACCGACGCUUCUCCCAGCUGCCCGAGCUGCCUCGCCUGGACAGUCUGACUGAUCAGUCAGAGUCCGUUUCCCAGAUGUUGUUAGCUUACCUCUCCCGGCUCUCGGCCAUCGCUGACAACAAGAUCAACUGUGGGCCCGCCCUCACAUGGAUGGAGGUCGACAAUAAGGGAAAUCAUCUGUUGGUCCACGAAGAGUCGUCCAUCAAUGUGCCAGCUAUCGCUGCCGCCCACGUCAUCAAGCGUUACAUCGCUCAGGCCUCAGACGAGCUGUCCUUCGAGGUUGGCGACAUCGUGUCCGUGAUUGACAUGCCCCCUAAAGAAGACACCACAUGGUGGAGGGGCAAGCACGGCUUUCAGGUUGGCUUCUUUCCCAGCGAGUGUGUGGAGCUCAUAAAUGAUAAAGUGCCGCAGUCCAUGACCAACACGGUGCCAAAACCAGCCUCCCCCUGCUCUGGCCUGCAGCCUGCUUCUUGGAGUCUCUUCCCUCCCUACUUGGAGAUGGAGAGUGUAAUACAGGACAGUGCAUGGGUGGCCGACCCGCUAAACCACUACAGCCUAAGUUCAGUGUCUAAGAAGCACGGGAAGCUGAUCACCUUCUUGCGCUCCUUCAUGAAGUCCAGGCCCACCAAGCAGAAGCUGAAGCAGAGAGGCAUCCUCCGGGAGAGGGUGUUCGGCUGUGACCUGGGAGAACACCUCCUCAACUCAGGACACGAUGUGCCCCAGGUCCUCAAAAGCUGCACCGAGUUCAUCGAGAAGCACGGUGUGGUGGACGGCAUCUACCGGCUCUCUGGAAUCGCCUCAAACAUCCAGAAACUGCGGCACGAGUUUGACUCUGAGCAGAUCCCCGACCUGACCAAAGAUGUUUACAUCCAGGACAUCCACUGUGUUGGCUCGCUGUGUAAGCUCUACUUCAGAGAGCUGCCCAACCCCCUGCUCACCUACCAGCUCUAUGAGAAGUUCUCUGAUGCUGUAUCAGCAGCGACGGACGAAGAGCGACUCAUCAAAAUCCAUGAUGUCAUCCAGCAGCUUCCUCCGCCGCAUUACAGGACCCUGGAGUUCCUCAUGAGGCACCUUUCCCGCCUGGCAGCAUUCAGCUACAUCACCAACAUGCACAGCAAGAACCUGGCCAUCGUCUGGGCGCCCAACCUGCUGAGGUCUAAACAGAUCGAAUCCGCGUGCUUCAGCGGCACGGCAGCCUUCAUGGAAGUCCGAAUCCAGUCGGUGGUGGUGGAGUUCAUCUUGAACCACGUGGACGUCCUCUUCAGCACUAAACUCAGCACACUAAUACGAGAGGGAGCAGGUCACAAUUCAUUGUCACGGCCCAAAUCCCUGCUGGUUUCAUCGCCCUCCACUAAACUCCUGACUCUGGAGGAGGCCCAGGCCAGGACCCAGGCUCAGAUCAACUCUCCAGUCACUGAAGACAGCAAGUACAUCGAGGUGGGCGAAGGUCCGGCUGCCCUGCAGGGGAAGUUCCACACCGUCAUCGAGUUUCCGACUGAGAGGAAGAGGCCUCCUAUUAAAUCCAAGAAGUCUCCUGUGGGUAGUUGGCGUUCGUUCUUCAACCUGGGCAAGUCUUCCGCCAUGUCCAAGCGCAAGCUGCACCGCAACCCCAGUGAGCCCAAUGAACUGAAGGCCAUGGCUCUCGCAGGAGGGAGAGGAGACACGGCAACAUUAAGAUCAGCCAAAAGUGAAGAGUCUCUGAGUUCCCUGCACAAUGUUGAAGGAGAGUCGAAGGUGUACCGUCCUCGACGGCCACGCUCCAGCAGCGACGCCCUGUCGGCCUCCUUUAAUGGCGAGCUGCUGGACAGCCGGCAGCACUGCAACUCCUACGACAACCUGGACGCCACGGAGGACAGCGACGGAGACGACGGCCCCAUCUGUGUGCCUGCCCUCAUCUCACCUCCGCGCUCAGCUGGCGAAGAUGUGGACCUCAGCCCGCCAGACAUUGGCAUGGCCUCGUUGGACUUUGACCCCAUGUCUUUCCAGUGCAGUCUCCCCGACACCUCCUACGCCUUUCCCCUGGAUGACUCACCGGCCGGGGCCGAGGGCUGCGUGUUAAAGAGAAGCCCCGGCAAGACCAACGGCUCUGACCUCAUCUCUGCCACCUUCAUGGCGAGCUUGUUGUCCACGGACUUUAACCGGGCUGCUGGAGAGAGGAUGGAGAGCAAGAAACUGACCACGUCCUAUUCUUACACUGAUAAACCCACACAGGCUGUGUCACCUAUUAAAUGUGGAAAGGCCACGAGUUUGACACCAUUUUCCACCUCAGAGCUUUUCUCUACAGAGACGCUUCACAAGAACACAGGUGGACAGGCUGUCUCUCCACAACCAUUAUCUCCUCCUUCAGUAGCCAAGGACUCUCCUCCCCUGAUGGGCAGUGUGCUGCUGAGGGCAGCAGAGCCGUCGCUAAGUGAAGCUUUCCAAAUAGAGCUGCACUCGAAGCUGGCAGCCUUUGACAGCGCGGACAGUCAAGAGCUGAAGAGAGAGGACGGCGUACAGCAAGCGCCGGCUGCCAGCAGCCAAGAGCACCAGGGAGUCGUAGCUCCGGACUCUUCGAAGGACCUCCUCACCCCUCGUUCCCACAACUCUACAGCUCCCACUACUGCCCCACCUCCUCCUCCCCCUCCUAAAAAUGCUGCCCGCAUGUUGGCCCUGGCCCUCGCUGAGUCUGCCCAGCAGGUCUCAAUUCAGUCUCAGUCCCGGUCCUCUGAGCCCCCCACGCCGGUGUCCCCUCUGCAGCCACAGGAGGCCUCUAACUUCCAGGAGCCGCCGCAUCCACUGGUCCCACAUUUCCCGACUUAUCCCGACGAGGGAGCAGGGGGAGGAAGCUCCCCGCUGCCUAACAGCACUGCUCCAACCGUCACCCCGGCCUCAUCUUAUCCCCCCGCUUCCAGUCCUACAAUCAAGCAGCAGCAGCCGCAAGAGUUAACCAGCACGGUUGGCAAGCUAUCAGAGGGUGGCAACUCUUCUACAGCUCUGCCCGGCGUACAGCCAGAAACAGACUCCACUUCAUCAGACACUCCUCUUUACAAGUGUGCCCCGCUCCCCACUUCAAUCGGCCUCACUUCACCAACCAGGAAAAGUCCAGAAAGGAGGCCGCAUCAGCAGCAGCCUGUCACGGGACAGAUCUCCGUCUGUGCCAGCUCGUCUAACAACACUCCAGCCACCACGCCCAACGACAGCUGCAAAGACAAAGUGUUACCACAGCCUGUUCCUGAGGUCAAACCAGAAGAGCCUGCACCGCCCCCGAUCCUUCCAAAACCGUCAGAACCUCCACAAAAGCCCAAACGGCAGGCGGUAUCACUUUCCCAGCACCAAACACAAACCCAGCAGCAGAGCCAAGCUCAGAUACAGCCUCAUCUUCCAACACAGGUUCAACCUCAAACACAGCCUCAUCCACAGUCUCAUCCGGCGUCACAGCCUCACACCCAGUCUCAACCGCAAGUCCAACCCCAACCCCAAACCCAAACCCAGCCCCAGCCGCCCUCAAAGGCCAGCGCCAGAGUGGCGCCCACCUCUGCUGACCCUGUUGAGAAGCCUUGGGAGGCCAUAAAACCGGUACAGCCCUGCACAGAGUCUACAAAGUACCACGACUCGUACACACCCGCGCCUCCAGCUCCUCCUGUCCGCACCAUAGAGAGCAAACUGGCCACAGCAGCACUGAGCCAAAGUGAAGCCUCCUACCAAUUCCUGGGUGAAGGCCCUGCGCCCGGUCAUCUGGAGGACGCUCUGCCUCACCACCCUCUUUCUCCACGUAAAUCUUCCACGCACCAGCCAGCCUACCUGUACCACGCUAAAGGAGAGCCCGUCUUAAUUGAGCCUCCAGGAGCUGCGUACUACCACCAGAGGCCCGUUCCUCUGGGCCCGCAGUCCAUGCCGCACCACUAUCGGCCAGACAGCAUCCCUCCACACCUCUCCUUCGUGUCCAAAUCUGAGCCUCAAAUACCCUACAGUGCCCGAGUAGACAACAGAUACAGCACUUUAGGCCCCAGGUCGUACCACCACUCUAUAAAGUCCAGAGGAAACACUCGCAGUGUGUACGUGUCUCCAGGGCCAGGGCAUCCAGGUUACAGCCAUGACCGAACCCAUGGCUAUCCAACCAUCCGCAGAGUUCACUCGCUCCACGUUCCUUCCACUAUCCGCUCAGUGCCCAUCCAAAGGACUGAAGUUCCUCCAGAUGACGAGAUGUUCUUCUACCACCGGCCCAUCUAUCAGUGCAAAGCCUACCAGCAGCCCGCACAGCAGUCCUCACAAGCCGACUACCACGUCACCCAGCUGCAGCCUUACUUUGAGAAUGGACGGGUUCAGUAUCGCUACAGUCCGUACUCCCCUGGUUCGAGCCCUUUGGAGGCGCCUUUUUACGACAUCGACCCUUAUGGCACCAUCCGAGUCCGGCACGUCCACUCGUUUGGAGGUCGAGAUCCGGGAGCCGGCGCUAGCCGACCUGGAGGAAAGGCAACUGGAUACCACUACCUCGCUCGCCAUGUUCUCCCACCUGGGAAGGAGCACAGCUUUGUGAGCAGGGACAUGCCGCCUGGUCACGGAAGCAAGGAAGCUGCCGCUUACCUUGCUUGGGACCCAGAAGAGGCAGAAAGGCUUCGCAUGCACUCCAUUCGCAGGGAGAGCAGGGCGAGACAGAAGGUUAAAGGCCCCGUCCUCUCUCAGUACGACAACGUCGGCUUGUUUGCACCAGCGGAUAUAUCAGGCUAUGAAACCCUGCACCUGCGCAGUAAAUCUGACCCGGGGAAAGCUGUGCUUGUUGCAGCCGACAGCAAAGAUGGACGCUACCUCCCAAGACAUAUGGUGUCAGACCCUGACGUCCUCAUGUACAUGGAGACCGACAAGCACGUCCAGGGCAGCGCGGUGGCCGACAAGUCAGACGGGCUGGUCAAGCAAAGCGGAUCCAAGAAAUGCCAAUCUUCGCACUCCCUUCCCACCACUCUGAGCCACAGCCUCUCCCAUCCGCAGGAGAGCGGCCGACAGGAGGCCAAGUAUGAGACUGGAGACGACAAGCAGGGUGGAGACGGCAGCAGGUCUAAACACUGGCAGCAGGAGUAUCCCAACAAGAGGAACAUGCAACCACGUUACGAGUGUGCUGAUUCCGACCACCACCAGGGCGGCUACCACAACAUAGACGACCAGCUAUCAGCCCCGAGGGAGCAACUCGCCCGCUCCAAACCGGAGCGAUCGCAAAGCGUCCGAGAGCCGCCGCACUACAGCCAGGGGAAGCCUGAACUGGACAGAGACUACUCAUAUCAAAAACACGGCACUAAAACGCCGCAGUCCCACUAUGAUAACUUGGACGAUUACCACCCAGUACCUCAUCCUCAGGCCCCUGUUCAAAAACGUGGAGGCUCCGGCUCGUAUCCCGCCCCAGGAUUCACGGCGAGCCACAACAACAGAGCGUACUCCACAGCACUGGGCCAGGGCGCCUUUAUCCAGACUGACCUGGCCAUGCAGAGGCCAGAGACAGAGAUCCGUACAGAAUGAAGCGUUUAAGUGGGGCGGACGAAACGUGUGAAAUUAUCUUUAGCUGUGUAGAAGAGAGACUCUGUUGAGCUACGGUUGAGCAGCCUCUGCAGGACAGUGGACUGUCGUAUCACCAAUAUUUUUGCUCCUCUGUAUUUUUAAUGAAUUGUAAAGAAAAAUGACUUUUUACAGAAAGUCCUGAAUGUACCUGAAAUUAUUGUCCAAGAGGUCAUAUUAUUGUGAUUGAUUGAGACAGUAGCCAGUCAUAAAUGUAUAUGAUAUGAAAGACGCAAGGUACUUUUACAGGAACCACACAAAUGUAAAAUAUAUAUACUAUAUAUAUAUAUAUAUGAAUAGAAUCACUAGUAAAAAGGGAUUUUUAGUUGUAUUUUGUUUUUCUUUCUAGGUGUGGCGUUGGGUAUGAGCAUCAGCUGGGAUUAAAGGUUUGCAUUUUAGAAAUGCAUGCACUCUCUUAUCUCUUACAGAACAGUUCUGUGUACUUCACUACCCAUUGCGUUUUUUAUUUUUUAUUUUUGUGGACGUUACAGCACAAGUUAUCAGAGGAGGAUACACGUAGGUCACCACGCCCUCCCUCUGCUAACAUGUACACAAGUAGGCGGUACGGCGUGUCCGUGUUUGUCUCGAGGAAUCCGACAAAGGGGGCUGCAGUGGGUUACUUUGAGUUAAUAUAGUGGUUAUCAUUGUCUAAUUUUCUCUGUGACUGUGCCAUUUUAUGUAACUUUGCUAUAAACAGAUUUCAACGACUUCUUAAUGGAAUGUUUUGGUACUCGUUUGUUCUUCACUGGAAGAGGGACCAAACAACUUUGGGCGCAGUUGUUGCACAUGUGGGAUAAAGAGGUGAAGAUUGGAUGUAUGCCUGUUGUACCUUUGUAGAUGUGUAAGCAGAUGUGUAAGAGGUUAUUUUUUAAUUUCCUUUUUGUUUUGUUUUUUCUUGUUUUUUUUUCAUCACAUUCACGGUACUUUCAUGAACUGGACAGACUGAAUAAAGCUGAAAACAUUGUCCUCUCAAACGACGUGGUGGAGAAACGUGUUGCCGCUGCUUUGUGGGGAGAGAAACAACUCGGUGAUGAGCCUUAAAUUUUGUUCCCUACAAACCAUGAUUUGUUUUACUGUCAUUGUCAUAGACCAUUUUCAUAAUGCACAAACAUUGUGAUAUCUAGAUUUAAGAUCACUUUUGAUGAUUCUUGACAGUUCAGGGUUGACAGGUGACCUGCUGGGGUUAUUUAGUUUUGUAUCGCCUCACUUGUUCAACGAGGGUGGGAAAUGUUUUUGUUUGUGUUUUCUAAAGAUAUCUGGGGCCAUUUAUUUUCAGGCUGGAAAUCGAUGUAUAGUACAUUCAUCUGGUAUUAUACUACGCGCCCUUUUGGGUCACCAUAAUGUCUGGAUAUGUUUCAAAUAUGUCUAAACCCAGGUUGUACUCUGUAACUGUUUGACUUCUAUAUCGCUUGCAGGUUUUGCUCCUCUUGCCUUAUCUAAAGCCUCUCCCUUUUCAGAUGGGGCAUUUGAAGUAAGGCACCGUGUACUUGAAUGUGAAAACACUCUUGUCUCAAUCUAGAGGUAUCUAAAGUUAGAUAUGAAAUAAAUAAAACUGUUCAGGAAUA